AGUUACCCUUGAGACACCGAGGUGGGGAGUUAGUCGCCUGGGUUCCCUAAACUGUAGAGAAGGUGACCAUGGCGACGCCCAGAGGACCGCGGGAGAUGACUCCUGACUACUUCAUCCUCACGCCUCCACCUCUCACUAUCUUCAUCGCCUCGGGACUCAUCAUGAUGGGGUUGACGUGGCAGUGUCCGGAAGUGUUCGAACACCCGCUCCUCGGCCCGUUCGGACAGCUCCUGGCCUGGCUUGGUGCCCAUCACAACGCCUUGGUCAGACUGGUGUUCGUGCCGACAGUGGUGGUGCACGUGCUGGAGGUGGUGUGGGCGGUGUGUGUGUGUCGGGGGCGCCUGGGCCUCACCCGCUGCACCACGACAUGCUGGGCUCUUCAGAUCAGCGUGGUGGGUAUAUUCUCCCUCAGGUACCUCAUCUGGCCGCUGGAGGACGCCCGCCACGCCUCCAGAAGUAAGAAGGAGGCCUAGGGUGUAGGCCUAGUGUGUCGGCCUAGGGGGUAAGCCUGGGUCACCUAGAGCCGUCAGUAUUAAUAUGGUUAUUAUAAGCCUAAUAAUAUGGAUCAUGUCAAAAAUACUUUGCGUAUUAGUGGUUGUAUGCAAUAUACAAUUUAACUUAACAAACAACUAUAACAAGUACUAAUGCAUAUUGUAUAAAUAAAAAAUAUUACUACAGUUUAAAUGUAGAAUAACUCAUUACAAAAAAAAUCCUCGGGGGAAUAACGGGGAACCAUCGACAUGCCAACGGUUUCCUGUCCCCGUCGAGGCCACUACAGGCACGACGGCCCUUAGCCAGCAAAGUGAUGAAUCCACCCACGUCAACACGUAGUGAAUGGUGAGUAGCCGCGCCCAUCCGCGGACUGUCAACAGCAACUCUUCAAAGAAUAUCAACCUGUCUAUCCAUCCCCCUCCGUGGUGUCGCCUUGUCGUGGCGAGGGGCUCACGUACACCUCCCUGAGACUGGUGAGGGUUGCCUUCGCUCCCUCUCCUGCCCCUUCUUCGGGUGGUGUACGUGCAGAAGGGCACCACGUAGUGGCCUUGUGAAUCAUCGG
This is a messenger RNA of Procambarus clarkii (red swamp crayfish), 1054 nucleotides long. RefSeq names its product transmembrane protein 254. The record is from RefSeq and is a predicted model, not a curated record. Lineage: Eukaryota; Metazoa; Arthropoda; Malacostraca; Decapoda; Cambaridae.